This is a messenger RNA of Necator americanus (New World hookworm), 1014 nucleotides long. RefSeq lists its product as uncharacterized. Bases 1 to 1014 code for a protein of 337 amino acids. The record is from RefSeq and is a predicted model, not a curated record. Lineage: Eukaryota; Metazoa; Nematoda; Chromadorea; Rhabditida; Ancylostomatidae. The transcript has a single exon.
AUGCAAUCGUCUCGCCGGGGUGUUGUCCGCCGUCUCUUUCAUGGUAACUCUCUUUUCAUGAAGAAAGAUCAUCGUCGGUGGACAUGGGAAUCGUCCAAUGGCGCGACUCGUGCGGAGAUCGACCACAUACUCACCAACUGGAGGUGGUGUCUACUUGACGUCUCAGUAGUACCAUCCUUUUGUAGUGGUUCUGAUCACCGUCUCCUUCAUGCGAAAAUACGAUUUAGCCACACGAUGGAAAAGAACAUCUGCUAUCGGCAACAAAGGAGAAAAGAAGUCGUCUAUGACGAUUGCAUACUCGAGGACUCCUUGUCCCAAACUGACUGGCACAUCGAGGAGGACCCAAACGUGGACUACGAGAUGCUGCUCAGAGGAUUACGAGCCUGUGCUGAGCGUGCCUCGAAGCCGCGCACGACAAACUUGGAUCGAAUUUCGAAGACCACCAAGGAAUUGUUGGAAAGAAGAAGGGUCUUGAGGCUUGAUCCGAAUGCAUCGCACAUUGAGCGGUUAGUAGCAAACUCUAGCUGCAGAAAAGCGUUGCUGGAGGAUAUUUCGAAAGACAGGCAGAAGAAGAUUCUUGAAGCAGCACAAAGAAGAACGAGUCUAAAGAAGUGCUGCAGGGAUCUCCGCGAAUAUAAUAUUCCGCUAGCAGCCUUGCUGAGCGAAGACGAGACUCGCACGCCUUCUCGUCGUGAGAUGGAAAUCGUUACGAAGAAGUUCUACUCAAACCUUUUCCGUUCAUUAACUCCUGUGUCAAGCCCGAUGAUCCCCACUGGUGAAGCCCCACCACGGAUUCUCCCUUCGGAAGUACGAGUCGCUAUCAAGAGCAUGAAACCUGGCACAGCCCCCAGACCUGAUUUUAUAUCAGCAGGCUUUCUUCGUGCUGGUGCCCAUUCAUUUCAUGCAAUCUUAGCAGCGCACAUGACAUCCUACCUUCAGAAAGAAAUGUUCCCAGAUCUUGCGUUCUUAUCUAUAAAAAAGGUGACCGAGAGGACCUUCCGAUAUGCUUGCUGA